This is a messenger RNA of Vitrella brassicaformis, 700 nucleotides long. NCBI's taxonomy places the organism in Eukaryota, Vitrellaceae. The record is from the annotation of a GenBank genome assembly.
CGAAGGACUUUUCCCUCCCGACGCCCCCGAUCCUCUGCGCUUUGGCCAGGCCCAUUGGAGAUGCAUCGUCGUGUGCGGAUGUCCGGAACAGCGCGGCUGUAUCACAUCGUGAACCCCAACCACCCACAGCUGCGGCUGUGGGAGGGCCUCUCCAAGCAGCCGCAGGUGUACAAGCUCACCCACAGCAGCUCCCCUCCCUCCCAGCCCCUCCCCUCCUUCCCAUCUACUGUCGCUGCACCGGCCGCUCAGCGGCCUCCCACGGUCGGCUCAGUCGGCCCGUUGGUGCUGCCGCACGCCGCCAGGAAGGACGAGCGGUUCAUCCUGACGCCCGCCGUUGCCGAUGCGCUCAAUCAUGAGAGGGGGCGUGAGAGCCGGCCGGCUGCCGGUCCACCAGAAGGGGACGUCUCACCACCAUGUGCUGCUGACGAUGGCGGCGUGAGGGAGAAGGAGAGGGAUGAAGAGAGGGAUGGGGACGUGGGCGGCGUGGGUGAGGCGGUCAGUGGUGACGGAGAUGGUGGCUAUGAGUGUCGGUGGCAGCCCCAGCGUGCCUACAGGAGCCGCAAGUACAACAGGGCAUCCUACAAGAGCCGGAGGAGAUGGGCCGCCAUGAGGAGAUAAACGGCUAUGUAUGGUGCUGUUGAUUGGGAUCCAUCUCUGUCUCGUGCUGGGCUGUGCCAUCAGUGCGGUUGUGAAUGGCUUU